Verruconis gallopava is the source of this 4096-nucleotide messenger RNA. RefSeq lists its product as uncharacterized. Bases 652 to 3726 code for a protein of 1024 amino acids. Gene Ontology annotation, biological process: mitochondrial tRNA 3'-end processing. Lineage: Eukaryota; Fungi; Ascomycota; Dothideomycetes; Venturiales; Sympoventuriaceae. The record is from RefSeq and is a predicted model, not a curated record. The transcript has a single exon. Gene Ontology annotation, molecular function: 3'-tRNA processing endoribonuclease activity. Gene Ontology annotation, cellular component: mitochondrion.
AAAGUCUUCCGUCAUUCCUGAGCCUUCACGCAGACCACAGGCUGCUUCUUUUUUUGCACUUCUGUUGUAAUGAGCCUGUGAACAUUCACAUUGGCUUGGCUUCGCACCUCGGCAGGGCGCGUUCGACUCGCGAAUUGCCACAUUCAGCACUACGCCAUCCCAUCCUGCAUAAGUCGGUGUCAGCGGCGGUGGGCGCACGACGACGGUGACUCAAACGACACAGACGGCGACUCUCCAACCAGCAAGAAAGAGCAAAGGAGCACGACUGAGGAUCAGGGCGUCAAGAAGAAGGGCAGAGACUCGUCGUUCUUGAGCCCAUUUCCGAGACGGACUGGCACGAAAGCUGGAGAAAAAGCAAGACCUCGUACCAGAUCGGCAGACGGCCAUGCUAGCGGCUCGCCGGUGACUUCUCGUGUCGUAGCUUCUGGCAAUAAGGAUGCUGGCGCCCAGGAAGAUAAGACAGAUUGUUCACCCCUCAAGCCCGUGACCAAGAUCGAGGAGAAGAAACGCAUUCCUUCCAGUGCUGUAGUCGAGGUGUUGUCCAAGCUAUCAAACAGGCCUCUGUACUUCUUUCGAGACGAACGUAUCAAUCCCAGUCUAGAAGAUCGGUGGAAGUCCUACCACGCACAGAAGAACGCUCGACCUUCAACGAUGAAGUCGUACAUACAGAUCUUGACGGUGCCGACAGCCGACACAUCUGGGGCAUGCCUUCUGCUCCAUUUCGACAACAGACGCUACUUGCUGGGGCACAUGGCUGAGGGCACCAUGCGCGCCUUAAACGAGCUCAACAUCUCGCUGCGCAAAGUGCAGAAGAUUCUCGUGUCGGGCCGGACCAGUCGCGAGACGACCGGCGGCCUGCUAGGCCUGCUUCUCACCAUGGCUGACGCGAACGCGUCGGCGGCAGCUGAACUCAAGAGUCAAGGCAAGACGCCAAAGUCAGAAAGCGGGCUGGUCAGCGAUGAGAUCGAGGUGUUCGGACCCCCCAAUCUGGUGCACAGCGUGGCCGCGGCGAGGAAGUUCAUCUUCAGAAAGAGCACGCCGACGCGCAUACGGGACGUGAAGGACGAGGCGCCCGUGAAGAACGAGUCGGGAGAAAGGCUGCCGUCGAUCGUCGAUCCAAACAUGGACGUCUUUGCGUUGGUCGUGAAACCGAACGGGUCGGAGCGAGACACGAAUGAGGAGGUUCAAGAACCGUCUGAAGGUGUCGGCGAUGACGAGAGUGCGGAAGAUCUCGUCAGGCAGCGUAUCAUCGACGACAUGUUCAAUUCCAAAUGGCGCUUAGAUUCGCUCGUUGAGACCUACCUCAAGGACGUGGUCAUGCCUGCCAAGAUCUGGGUGCGCAAUCACCAAACAAAGGAUCUGGAGCUUUAUCAAGGUCCUCUACCCGGUGGUGACGGACCACUCCCGAACCCUUUUCUCAAAGUGUUUGUACGCAAUCCGUGGCCUGCAAGCCAGGUCGCAAAGCUGCCACCUACAUCAGCAACGAGGGAGGCUGUCUCGUAUAUCGUGCGAGGACGUUUACUGCGAGGAAAAUUCGAUAGAGCCAAGGCGGUUGAACUGGGUGUACCUCCCGGUCCUCUCUUUGCGCAGCUUACGAAGGGAAACUCGAUCAAGCUAGACAAUGGGUCAGUGGUUGAGCCUCAUCAAGUUUUAGGCCCGGAUAUUCAGGCCGGCGGAUUUGCACUGUUAGACCUGCCGUCAGAGGAAUACAUCGAAGGUCUCCUCGCGAAGGAAGAGCUUAACUCCGCACAAGUCACAGCCGGCGUGGGCACCUACUUUUGGCUCCUCGGACCUGGCGUUUCCGACAAUCCGGCCCUGCAGCAAUUCAUACUCGACAGGCCGGACAUUGAGCACAUCAUCUGCUCACCAGACCACAGCAAAAACCAUCUUGUUGCCCUCGGCGCCGCGCAGAGCGCCAUCAAGCUCGCCCAGGUAGACCAGUCCUGUUUCCCCGUCCCUUACUUUGACAACUCCUCCUCGCCGGCCCCCAAUUUCAGACGCGAGGCAGGGCUCUGGGCCCGAGACGUGGACCCGCAAUUGGACUUGUUUGCGCUGCCGAACGUCACGCUCGCGCAGCGAGGCAUAACGGUCCAGCUGGAUCCCAAGCUCGAAGUACAAGAGUCAAGUGCGGUGCCGCCUCUCGACACCAUGAAACUGAUAUCGACGGCCCAGUCGCAGGAGGUAAUUGAAAUUGCCAACGAGGUGCACAAAGCAUCUGUUCAGGGCUCUCUUGCGCAAGAACUUGAAGAAUGGAGGAAAUCAGUCCCGUAUAGCAACGUUGAGGUCGUCACUCUUGGCACAGGCUCCGCAAUGCCGUCGCGCUACCGUAAUGUUUCCUCCACGCUUGUCCGCGUACCUGGCUGGGGCUCUUACCUGCUUGAUGCGGGCGAAAAUACCAUGGGGCAGCUGCAGAGAGUUUACACGCCGAGUGAACUUGUAGACGUGCUCAAAGACUUACGCCUGAUUUGGAUUAGCCACGGCCAUGCAGAUCACCAUCUGGGAACCGCGAGCGUUAUCAAGGCUUGGUUUGAUGUCGUACAUGGAAAGGCGACAAAGUGCCCGCCUAUGUCACCGGAAGUUGCGAAAUCUUUGCUCGAAACGAUCAAGAAAGACCCAAGUUAUCAAUCCCCUAAGCCAUUCGAUGAGCGACCCAAAUAUCUGGGCGUGAUGGGCAGCCGCUUUCUGAUCGACUACCUGGACGAGCUUUCGAGUGUGGAGGACUUUGGCUUCACGCACGUAUUGCCUCUCGUUCCCAUUCCAGGCGAGGGCCAGAACCCAAAUCGCGCCAACGCCAUCUUUCCGCGUCCCGGGAUCGUGCUGAACAAACCGACGCCGUGGAUGAGCAAAACCCGUCUUGGACAACACUUGCUCAAAGGGUUGGUUGGUCUUUCUCGCGCCGUUGCCGUCAACGUUGAGCACUGCAACGCAGCGCGCGCACUUCUGCUGCAGGCUCCGAACAAAUUUUCAGUCGCUUACAGCGGCGACUGCAGACCCUCGGGCACGUUCGCAUGGGUAGCUAAGAACUCGACCGUGUUGAUUCACGAGGCAACCUUUGACGAUGAACUCAAAGGGGAGGCGCGAGCGAAGAAACACAGCACUGUGGGGGAAGCGAUCGGAGUUGCCAGUCUCAUGCAAGCAAAGUCUCUCAUUCUUUCCCACUUCUCACAACGGUACCAGAAGAUCCCCGUCCUGGAAAACAUCUGGCGCGACACAGAGGAGGUGGCAAAGCAGAUUGUGAAGGAGACGGAUAAAGAACCGAACGGUGAGGCCAAGGGGCCCGGUGCUGGUGAGGAAGUGGAUGAAAUUGCCCCCGAUGCCGAGGAUCUACCUGUCGUUGACGUUGGAGAAUCGACGGCACAGUCUGGAAACGCGGAAAACAUGGCUCUAGACGAUUCAGAAGAUGAGGACUUGGACCUUCAGCAACAAGCACCAUCCUUGCUGCCUACGCCGAAGAGGAUGCCGAUACUCUUCUCAUUCGACUAUAUGCGCGUUUGCGUCGGAGACAUUCCCAAGAUCCAAGCGUACCGCCCAGCCCUCGCGAAGCUUUUUGAGGAAGAUAUAGAGGAGCUCGAACGACGACAGGCAAAAGCCGCUUCGAAUGCAGCGGCGGCGGCAAUGCAGUCCCCCAAACGCCAAGGCAGCGUUCGGAAGAAGAAAGAUUCUAAAAUGAGAAAGGUGGAAGUCGAGCAGAAGGAUGGGCUAGCAGUGUCGUUGAUGGAUGCUUGAGCAGAUGUCGACGCUCAGCAGCACAAGUUCACAUAGAAUCAUGCGAGAUCUAGACAUCGAGGAAACCGUAGAAAUGGUCUUUGAUUUAAGAGCUCCAGACUCAAUUGCGUACAUACGUUGAAAAGAGGCCCAAAUCAUUACCCUGUAUCAUAUUGUUUUCCGCCCGUCAGCGACGCUAAGACCCAGUAACUUUUCGGAAUUUCUGUACCCGAUCAUUUCAAGCUGCUCCUGGGUGACCAGGCCGCUCUUCUCAAGAUCUUGCAUAAACUGACGACCCUCCUCAUUCUUCGCGAACGGAUAGUCUACCGAGAAGAGGAUAUGGUCCACCGGGGUGUUGCGCAGAAUGCACGCCAUCGGAUUGACGGACCAG